UCAAUUUUUCGACAGUGUGCAGCGAGGGUUUCCGGGACGAUGAUAAGUCGAGGCCUGUUAAGAAUUCAAGCGCCCCGGAUUGCGGGAAAAAGGGCAUUUUGUCUUCCUGGCAGACUGACCAAGACGACGAGGAGGUAUUCGACCUCGACUGCGGGAAUGACGUCGCAGGUGCCGCAGAGCCAGGCGGCGAUGCUGGCGACGAUUACUUCGGAUCUGGAUAAGAUUGCUCCGAGGUUUGAAAUGCAGCCCGAGCAAAUUCAGAUUAUUCAGACGCCUGCUGAGUUUUAUCAAACGCUGAAGGACAAAAUCUCGAAAGCCCAACAUAGAGUCUACCUCAGCACCCUCUACAUUGGCAAAACAGAACACGACCUCAUCAGCACCAUCCGCGCGGCCCUCGCUAAAAACCCCAAUCUCCACGUCUCAUUCCUAACAGACGCCUUACGCGGGACCCGAGAAACCCCCAACCCAUCCACGGCCUCGCUCCUCGCCCCUCUAAUCACAGAAUUCGGCGCAGAAAGAGUCCAAAUACGCAUGUACCACACACCCAACCUCACCGGUGUCCGUAAAAAAUACAUCCCCAAACGCAUCAACGAAGGCUGGGGCCUCCAGCACAUGAAACUCUACGGCAUCGACGACGAAAUCAUCAUGAGCGGCGCGAACCUCAGCGAAGACUACUUCACCAACCGCCAGGACCGCUACCAUCUAUUCCGCUCUGCAGAAUUAACUUCGUACUUUGCCAAGAUCCACGACGGCGUGUCCGCACUGAGUUUCGACAUCCAGCCGUCUGACGCGGAGGGCGCAGGAGGAUACCAGAUGGCCUGGCCAUCUUCCAACGCGGGUCCGAAUCCCCUCUCGAACCCGUCUUUGUACAGAAAAGCAGCAGAGAAGCAUCUAUCGCAUCUCCUUACACCCGCGAACUCACCCCCUUCUUCCUCGCAACAAAGCUCGGAUUCAACAACGACGACAAUCCAUCCCAUCCUCUCCCUCGUCCCACUCCUCCCCUCCUCAAGCGAACUCCCCGCCCUAACCUCGCUUCUCACCACCCUCGCCCACACCCCAAGCACCUGGACCUUCACAGCUGGCUACUUCAACAUGACCCCUUCCUUCCGGCGCCUACUCCUCGCCACACGCCCCGCCUCGGGCACAGUGCUAACCGCGCACCCGCACGCAAACGGAUUCUACGGCUCUAAAGGUGUAAGCGGUAUGUUGCCAGCUGCGUAUACGCAUUUGGCCAAGAUGUUCCUAAGGCAGGUGAAAUAUCAGGGUUUGAGUGAUAGUAUUGUGCUGAAGGAGUGGAGGAAGGGGAUGGUGGGGGAGGAGGGGGGUUGGACGUAUCAUGCCAAGGGGAUUUGGGUUGCUUUACCCUCCUCCUCCUCCUCCUCUUCUUCUCAGUCGGCGUCGUCGUCGUCGGCUAAGGAGAAUGCUGAUACCGACCCGUGUCUAACGGUCAUCGGGUCCUCGAACUACACGAAGCGCGCGUACGAACUCGAUCUCGAGGCCAAUGUUAUAAUUUCUACGACUGACCCGGGGUUGAGGAGGCGGUUGGGCGAGGAAGUGAAGUGGUUGGGGGAGCAUGCGAAGAGGGUUGAUGAGAGGGAGUUUGAGAAGGAGGAGAGGAAGGUGGGGAUGAAUGUGAGGUUGGCGAUGUGGGCGGUACGGGUACUUGGUGGGGCCUUGUAGGCUCUGGUUGAUGGAGAAAAGGGAGAGUUGUAUCUAGGUCGUAGAUUGAUGCUUCGUCUUCUUCUUCUGCGAGAGACGCAGUGUAGGAAUAUGUAUUAUUAGUCAAAACCACAAUCAUCACGCAAGAUAAAAGACACGGAAAAGUCGAUUCCAG
Messenger RNA from Bipolaris sorokiniana ND90Pr, 1834 nucleotides. RefSeq lists its product as uncharacterized. The record is from RefSeq and is a predicted model, not a curated record. Gene Ontology annotation, molecular function: CDP-diacylglycerol-glycerol-3-phosphate 3-phosphatidyltransferase activity. Gene Ontology annotation, biological process: cardiolipin biosynthetic process. NCBI's taxonomy places the organism in Eukaryota, Fungi, Ascomycota, Dothideomycetes, Pleosporales, Pleosporaceae. The coding region runs from base 40 to 1680 and encodes 546 amino acids. Gene Ontology annotation, cellular component: mitochondrion. The transcript has 2 exons.